UCCCGACUUCAUGCAGUAAACAUUUUUCGUUCACGCUGUAAACCAGUUGUCAUGACAACGGUGUAGAGGCGAGUAGCAUGUGUGUGUGUUGUUGGUGAUUAGAAAAAUCAUAAGGAUGAUAAACUAGCUACAGUGGCACAAUGUGACAAAAUGGAUGUUCUUGAUGCUCAGCAGUUUCUCGUAAGUUGCACUGCAUCACUAAUUGAGCAGCAUGGAGUGUUUGACCUGGAGGACAAGAAGGAUAUCCCACAGAAUAUUGUGAUGGUCAGACUGAGCAACCGUAUGCUUAAAAAUGUGGUGCAUUUCGAGUGUUGUCAGUCAUUGAGGAUUUGUAUCCUUGCCAACAACUUCAUCAACAACAUAGCUGGUUUGUCAGAAUGUGUGCAUCUAGUGAAAUUAGAUCUGAGUGGAAAUCAGAUAACAGAAUUACCAAAUGUAGGCUUUUGGAAAAAGUUUGUGGAACUACAGCUACUAAAUCUGCAUGACAACAAUAUGUCAACCAGGCAGCAUAUCAUAGGGUUAUAUGGCUGUUCAAAUUUGGCUGCCCUGACCUUGCAUAACACACCCUUGAGUCUGAUGGAAAACUACAGGCACUGUAUGGUCAACAGCUUGUGGUCACUGAAGGCUUUAGACAAGUAUGUCAUUUCUGAUGAGGAGAUCAUUGAGGGCUGUACCAUCCUUCCUAAAUUCAAGCAAAUGACCCCUCAUUUAGCAAUUGAUCUUCACCCUGCUUCAAAAAUGGAAACCUUCAAGAGUGAGAUGAAGUUAGUCAUGAAGACAAUAUCAAAGAUUAAUCAGAUCCAAGCACAUUAUUCCCCAACUUUAAUCAUCCAAAGAUGGUUCAGAGGUUAUCUUACCAGGAAAAGUCUUGGUAUCACAAGUUCAGCAUGGCAUUGGAGAAAGAUAAAAAAACAGCUUUCACCCAUCAUAUCUGAGGCCACAAUUACUGAUGACCCUCUUUAUUCUGACAAACAGCCAACCAUGGUUGGCAAACAUACGGAUGAUCAGAAUGAAGGGGAUUUGAAAAUGAAGCUUUUCAUGAACUUGCUCACUGGUACUACAGUGGUUGUACAUGAAGAACGGGCUCUUUCAUCUACUAAUAAAAAAUGGAAAGCCUGUACCCCUCCCACCCCCCAGAACAGUAAAGUUUUAAGUUGCAACACAUCCAUAGGGAAAGAUGUCACAGACCUAUCGGAGGAGCUGCAGAGCCUGGCGCUGGAGACUGCGGGUGUCCACCUGUAUUGCCACAAGGCUGUCCUCCACCCGACGGACCCCGUCACCAACAUGCACCUCUCGCGUCAGCAGGACGGCAAGGACGUCCGGAGGGACCUCCGCCAGCUCCAAAGCCGAAAACCGAGCCCCGAGAAGCCGCCGCACCCUCGGCUCCCCAUGGUCACUGCAGAGCAGCGGCUGAUGGACCGCUGCCAUGCCGGCAUCAACCUGGAGGUCUUCGACAUCGUCGAGCGAGCCAACCGGGUGCGCGAGCGCGACGAGGCGCUCAGGAAGACGGUCGAGCACGUCACGCAGGCCCAGGCGAGGAGGGAGGAGGCGCGGGAGUACAGGGACGUGGUCAUGGAGGGCCGGCGUAAGGAGGCGCUGCAGCGGAGGGAGCAGGAGCAGGUGGAGCUGCGGAACGCGCUGCUGCGGCUGAAGGCCGACCAGAACCACGAGGCGCAGUCGGCCAGGGAGAGGCACGCGCUGUGGCUGGAGACGAGGAAACUCAAGAAGCUAGAGAAGACCAAGACGGACGACUUCUGCUGCCGCCACCUCUCCCUGUGCAAGGUCAUCGCCAAGCAGCAGGACCAGCAGAGGCGCACCGCCAUAAUGCAAGAGAGACAAAGCCUGGUGACAUCCACCCGGGCACAUGUAGCCAAGCAAAAGCAGCUGAUCCAGAAGUACUUGGAGCGCAGGAAACAGUCCAUUAAGGAAAGUACCAUGAUUUCUCGAAUGACACUGGACUCUUAUAAGCUGAAAGUGCAUAAUAACCUGCUCCGGGCAGCCAAGGUCCGGGCGGCGAGGAUCAAAUCCAGUCAUGCAAAGACAGCAGCCACAAAAACACUGGUGUUUGAGAGAACCACUUAAAGAAACACAUAGCAUAAACAUCACAGUUAACAAAAGACAAAUCAACCAUGAGAGAAAU
Messenger RNA from Sardina pilchardus (European sardine), 2140 nucleotides. RefSeq names its product leucine rich repeats and IQ motif containing 3 (gene lrriq3). The transcript has 9 exons. The record is from RefSeq and is a predicted model, not a curated record. Gene Ontology annotation, molecular function: protein binding. Bases 151 to 2082 code for a protein of 643 amino acids. Lineage: Eukaryota; Metazoa; Chordata; Actinopteri; Clupeiformes; Clupeidae.